Molecule: messenger RNA, 896 nt
Organism: Aspergillus nomiae NRRL 13137
Lineage: Eukaryota; Fungi; Ascomycota; Eurotiomycetes; Eurotiales; Aspergillaceae
Product: putative cell wall glucanase (Scw11)
Exons: 2
Source: RefSeq, a predicted model, not a curated record
GAAGAAUUUCUCUCCAUCUAUAUCAAGUAGAAGAGGCCGUGUGCCCCCUCCCCUCCUUAUUUUUCGGACCAACUUGUUUGACCACCGCUUCACUCUUUCAGCGGGCACUCAUUCGUUUGACCAUAUACCCAAUUCCUUGAAUUUCCGUUCUAUCCAACAUGAGGGGUGCUUUCUUGGCCGCCGCGGCUGCCGUCGCCGGUACCGCGAUGGCUGAUGUCGCCCACAUGCGUCGUCACGGCCAUGAGUCUUUCCACCACAACCGCGCUUAUCAGCCUGAGGCUCCCGCCGAGGGUGAUGAGAACUGCGAAUGCAUCACCAAGGUCAUCACCGUUACUGGCCCUCCCACUCUGAUCCCCAUCAACACCCCGGCUCCUGAGCCCAGCAGCAGCAGCUCUGAGGUCCCCAGUGUACCCAGCAGCAGCGUCGUGACCUCCGAGGCCGUCACCACCCUUCACUCCACCAGCACCGCCACCGUCACCGUGAUCACCACCCCUGGUGUUGAUGCCACCGGCGUUGACACUCCCACUGGCGGUGUCCCUGGCACCCCUGAGGCUUCCUCUCCGGCUGGAACCCCUGAGGCCUCCACGCCCGCCGUCCCUGAGACCCCUCUCCCCACCCCUGGAGUGACCAGCUUCUCCUCCACUGGUACCUACACCAUCCCCGCCACCACUGUCACCGUGCGGGAUACUACCACCGUCUGCGGUGCUACCACCACUGAGCUGCCCAGCGGUUCUCACACCUUUGGUGGUGUGACCACUGUUGUCUCGACCGCGACCACCGUCACCUGCCCCGUCGCUACCGUUGAGCCCAGCGGUUCCACUGUCACCAGCAAGAUCUACACCACCACCUAUGUCUGCCCCAGCGCUGUACCUACACCAUCGCCCCUACCACCACCU